Messenger RNA from Ailuropoda melanoleuca (giant panda), 3424 nucleotides. It is a transcript of the gene FNDC5, whose product is annotated as fibronectin type III domain containing 5. Bases 1345 to 2112 code for a protein of 255 amino acids. Gene Ontology annotation, molecular function: protein binding. Gene Ontology annotation, cellular component: extracellular region; plasma membrane. The transcript is spliced from 4 exons. Gene Ontology annotation, biological process: positive regulation of brown fat cell differentiation. The record is from RefSeq and is a predicted model, not a curated record. Lineage: Eukaryota; Metazoa; Chordata; Mammalia; Carnivora; Ursidae.
AACCGCCUGCCCGCCACUCUAGCUUUGGGGUCUAGGGUCUUGGAUCCCCAGUCCCUUCAUCCCAUUGCCCUGACCCCAGGCCUUUGCCUCAGGUGCCCGAGUUGAGCUCCCUUCUCUGGCCUGGGGAGCAGCUGAGGACACCAGUGCUCCCACCUUGGGCCUCCCUCCCUGUCCCCAAAGCCCUGCAGGACAACUCUGCAGGUCGGAUGGGGUCCCAAUUGCAUGAGCAAGUGUGAGGGAGAUGGGGACUGGCACCCUAGGGCUCGGGGUGGGUGGGGUGGACCCCUGACCCUGCUGCGGUCAGGGUCUGGCCUGCCCCGAGCACCAGCCUCAUCCUCACCCAGCCUAGCCUCUCCUGAGGCUCUGUAUCUGUCCUUUUGGCUUCUGGUGCCUCGCUUAUCGCUCCCUCUACCUAUCUCUCUGUGGCUCAGUGCUCUCUCUCUCUCUCUCUCCCUCUGCUUCCUCUCUACGUCUGUCUCUGAUAGCCCACUUGUCUGUUUUCUGGUUCUGUGUCUGCCGCCACCUGUCUGUGUCCCUCUGUCUCUCUCUGUCUCCACGGAUGGCCUUGUCGCCCCAGCCCCGCGGGCCUCAGGUCCGCUCCUCUGUGAGGCGAAGGGUGCUGCUCAGGGCCAGGUCUUCCCCUCGCCCCACUUGCACCUGGGGGGAUUUAGACACUGUGUGACUCAGGGCCCCUCUCCUAGAGAGGUUCUUUCUGCCCUGACCUCCACCAUCCUGUCACUCUCCCUCCUACUCCCUUCUCGACUGACCCCCUUUCAUCCUCUUCCCACACCCAGAAGACCCUACCCACCCUGUACUCUUGACUCUCCCCUGAGAGAACCUGCUCAGAGUGACCCCGUCUUCCCCUGCCACCUCCCCACCUCCCUCCUGGGGCUGGCAGAGUGUGGAGAAGAGGCUCACUAGACCUGUCCCCAGGCUUCGUUCUGUCUGCCUCACUGCAAUACCUGGGGUUCCUCUCUUGAUCCUCACUCCCAACCCAGGGCUCACCCUAGCCUGGCUCUUCUCGACCUCUGGGUCUUUCUCCUUUCCUCAAGGUCACUCACCUAACAGUGUGGUAUUGUAGAAAGAGCACUGGACUGGGAGUCCUUUUGACUGCUUUUCAUCAGACUAACUUUCAGCACCUGCAACCCUGGCCACCUAUGCCUCCCCGUGCCUGGCCCCCCACCUCUUACCACCCUUCCAUUAGAUCUGGCCCUGGCCCAGGCCCAUCACUUUUAGCUUGGACCCCUGAUCAGGCCAGCGUGACCAGUGGGGGCUCCCACCCUGGACACGAGGAGCCUGGGGCCUCUCGGGCCUCACUCUUCAACCACAAAUGAACUGAGACCCAUGUGCCAACCCCAUUGGACGCCUUGCUUUCUUCCUCCCCCCACCGUGUGGCCUUCCCCAGGUUCCCACUUAGGAGACAGGGGGCCUGGGCCUCACAGCAGGGGGUGCUCAGGCUCAGGUGCCUCCCCACCCCCAGACAGCCCCUCGGCCCCAGUGAAUGUCACUGUCAGGCACCUCAAGGCCAACUCUGCGGUGGUGAGCUGGGACGUCCUGGAGGAUGAGGUUGUCAUCGGAUUUGCCAUCUCUCAGCAGAAGAAGGACGUUCGGAUGCUGCGCUUCAUCCAGGAGGUGAACACCACCACCCGCUCGUGCGCGCUCUGGGACCUGGAGGAGGACACCGAGUACAUCGUGCACGUGCAAGCCAUCUCCAUCCAGGGCCAGAGUCCGGCCAGUGAGCCAGUGCUCUUCAAGACCCCGCGCGAGGCGGAGAAGGUGGCGGCCAAGAACAAAGAUGAGGUGACCAUGAAGGAGAUGGGGAGGAGCCAGCAGCUGCGGACGGGCGAGGUGCUGAUUGUUGUGGUGGUCCUGUUCAUGUGGGCCGGUGUCAUUGCCCUCUUCUGCCGCCAGUACGACAUUAUCAAGGACAAUGAACCCAAUAACAACAAGGAGAAAACGAAGAGCGCUUCAGAAACCAGCACACCCGAGCACCAAGGGGGAGGUCUCCUCCGCAGCAAGGUGAGGGCGGGUCCCGGGCCUGGGUGCAGGAUCGGCUUGGGGCCAGGCGUGGCCGCAGCUGGACAGAGCCGAGCUUGGCCGUGGCUGGUGUGACACAGGGAACACUGCAAAUGGAUUUCGGACCUUCUCCUUUUGCCGGGUGCCAGGGGCCAGGGGGGCUAACAAAAUGCAGUGAAUGGGGAGGGCAGCAUGCUUGGCCGGUGUAGGACAGCACGAAUAGCGGGUUCUGGGCUUGUCGAUGCCCCUGCCGUGUUGUGUGACCUUGAGCAGGUGCUUCACCUCUUUGUGCCUUCAUUUCCUCUUGUGCAAAACAGAUAUGAAAGCCUUGUCAGUGCUUUUGCUCUGAGCAGCUCGGAAGAGACGGUAGAGAAGUGGGAGGAUCUCAUGGUCCUGAUGAGGAUUAUCCAACAAACAAACAUCUGGCCCUCUCCACAUUUCCUCCUCCCUCCAUCUCCUCACACCCCCUGGCUUACUGUCCUCUCUCUUGGCUUCUCUCUUUCUGGCGCAUUUUCCUGAAGCCUCUUAGUAACCCCCAUCUCCAGAAGCACCUCGACAGUGUCAGGGGCCGAGGCCGCACACAAAGGCAGGUCUGCAGGAUUUGAGAGAACAAGCCGGCGGUGGGAUGGCUCUGCUGGGGGUGGCCCGGGGGCCGGGGGGCUGAGGGCCUGGCACCCAGUCCUGGCCGCUGAGUCAGUGAGGCCGAAAGCUGGGUUUGAGAAGGCAGAGAGACGAGACACGCAGGCAGGGCUCCUCCUUUCCUUCCACACGGGAGGAGAGCCUGGCUUUUCGGCGGCAGCCCUUCCUUCUUGUGUCUUCCCCCUGUUUCCGACCUUGCAAGAAGUCUAUUCGAUUAGCCCUGGCUGCUUCUCUCAUUUUUUUCCUCCCAGUUUCCAAACAAGCCCUCGGUGAACAUCAUCGAAGCAUGACUGCCUGUCUGCAGGGAGAAGGAUUUCAUUUUUCUUCUCUGCUGGUCUCCAGGUCCAUGGGCACAGGGACAGGGAGGACUGCGGUGGGGGGAGGCCCAGCUAGCUACACUGUUCUCCCUCUUCCCCAUCCUAGUCUGGUGAAGGAUGCUGAACUACAAACCCAAAUUCUGCAAAAAAUUAACAAGCCACAAAACUAAAAGGCCUGGCCCCAUUCUGGAAAAGGCAAAGCUGCAUGAGACACAGCCUUCUUUCUGCCUCCUCGCCUCUCCUGGACUGGCUUCCUCUUCGAGAAAAUGCACAAAGCUCCUGGGAGAUGACAAGCACCUAGACUGACUCCAGCUGUGUCUUUGAGAGCAAGAGCCAUCAGGGAAGCCAUGGGGCAGGGUCAUGGCUGCCAGCAAGCCUUUCCUGGGUCCAGCCAUCAAGGACUUGUUUGUGGUGUAAUACACAACUCGGCGAGUGUGUAAGAGGUUCUGCUU